GGUGCAAAGGAUAUGGAGGAGAUCGAGAACGAAGUGAAAGACGUACAGUAUGUCAAGAAGAUACCCCCAGCUGGAUGGAAAUUUUUACCCACCGACGAAGAAAUCAUCUUUGAAUAUCUCCGCAAGCGAAUUCUCAACGAAAAGCUUCCAUGCGAAGAUGUCAUCGAAGAAGUCCACCUAUACGAACUAGACAUCCCUGAUCUCGCAAAGAGAUACGAGUCGAGUCAGCAAGACGGACGUUGGUACUUUUUCACCGACAGGACCCGAAAGUACCGUGGAGGGAACAGGCCGGCACGUUCCACGCCAUCUGGCUUCUGGAAGCUCACUGGGUUAAAAUCAGAGAUCGAACACAAUGGGAAAAAGAUUGGAGUGAAGAACACACUCAAUUUCUACUGGGGGCUUCAACAGGGGGAGAAUUCAAGGACACAGUGGAUGAUGCGUGAGUACAGUAUAAAGGAGUUUCAGAUACCUAAGGAACCUGCAGGUUUAGAGGUAAUGAACCCAGGUCUAUGUUUUUAG
This is a messenger RNA of Asparagus officinalis (garden asparagus), 519 nucleotides long. Its product is annotated as NAC domain-containing protein 67-like. Gene Ontology annotation, molecular function: DNA binding. Bases 13 to 519 code for a protein of 168 amino acids. Gene Ontology annotation, biological process: regulation of DNA-templated transcription. The transcript is spliced from 3 exons. The record is from RefSeq and is a predicted model, not a curated record. NCBI's taxonomy places the organism in Eukaryota, Viridiplantae, Streptophyta, Magnoliopsida, Asparagales, Asparagaceae.